Messenger RNA from Rubroshorea leprosula, 1153 nucleotides. Lineage: Eukaryota; Viridiplantae; Streptophyta; Magnoliopsida; Malvales; Dipterocarpaceae. The record is from the annotation of a GenBank genome assembly.
GUCUUUGUCCUUUUCCAAUUACCAAUUUUGAAAAUAAAAGUAGGCAUCUAGUGGUCAGGCCGGCUGCUGGAAGAUUAGCUUUGAAUUUUAUUUGUUCCACCUACCGCGAGUACCGCGAGGUGGGCUUUCUUUAUAUGCAGCCCCUGCUAAGCUUAAAUGUCUAAAAGCAGCAACAAUAAUAACGACAGGAGGAACAAAACUCAGAAGGACCAACAUCAAAUUCAGAAACUAAUGGCUCUCAAUCAGCAAGAAGAUGUUGUACCUCAAUUCGACAAGAGCACAUUAGCAGCCGAAGUAUCAGCCUUCUCUUCCUACAUGCAAGACAACAGCCGCCCCAAAAGUCUGCUGCAGAGCGAUGCUCUUUUCUAUUACAUACUUGAGACUAGCGUCCUUCCUAGAGAGCCUGAAGCCUUGAAGGAGCUCAGGGAGCUGACCGCAAAACACCAAUGGAACAUCAUGACGACACCACCAGAAGGAGGGCAAUUCCUAAGCUUGCUACUUAAGCUUAUGAAUGCAAAGAACACAAUGGAGAUUGGAGUUUACACUGGCUACUCUCUUCUCGCCACUGCCCUUGCUAUCCCAGAGGACGGCAAGAUAUUGGCCAUGGACAUCAACCGGGAAAAUUAUGAACUGGGUUUGCCUAUCAUCAAGAAACAUGGUGUUGCUCAUAAAAUUGAUUUCAAAGAAGGCCCUGCUCUUCCUGUUCUGGAUCAAUUGAUUGCGGAUAAAAAGCAGGGGACAUUUGAUUACGUGUUUGUCGAUGCUGAUAAAGACAACUACCUUAACUACCACAAGAGGCUGAUCGAGCUGGUGAAGGUUGGGGGACUCAUUGCCUACGACAACACACUGUGGAUGGGUUCUGUAGCGGUGCCGCCCGAUGAGUCAAUGCCCAAGUUCUUCGUGUAUUAUAGGCAUUUUGUGUUGGAGCUCAACAAGGCCUUGGCGGCUGAUCCAAGGAUCGAGAUGUGCCAGCUUCCCGUCGGCGAUGGGGUCACUCUGUGUCGCCGCAUCUACUGAUCUAAUAAGAGGAUGAGGUAGCUAGUGCCGGUCAGUUAGACUGGCAAAGCCCUCAACUAUAUGACGAUGUAUGAGACUGGUGUGUGUUAGCUAGAAUCACAAGUACUUUUUCUUAUAAUAUAAUGUAAUGUUAAAC